AUGGCGCAGAAGACCAAAGCACUUGUCCCCCCGGGAGAGGAGGCACCUUGCAAGCUGCAGAAAUGCAGCGCUGAGUUUGCAAGAGAGAAGGAGGCCUCCCAGACACUCCCAACGUGCGAGGAGGAAGGGCCAGACCAACGCAAAGCCGUCGAAGGAGGAUCUCCGGAGGAGAGCGCGGCAGUGCCCGCGAAUGAGACCGGCAGCUCGCAGGCCGCCAGUGAGAUUUCCGAUGUGCGACUCAUCGCAGAGGUCCAGUCCGUCCUGGUGGGCGUGGACUUGCAGAGCAUGACCUUGGGCCAACUCCGGUCAAGGUUGGAAGCGAAGCUGGGCCUGACGGAUGGCGCUCUCUCGGCGAAGCGGCGAAUCCGCCGGCGAUUGAGCUUUGUCGUCCACCAGGAGGCAAGCUGA
Molecule: messenger RNA, 408 nt
Organism: Symbiodinium natans
Lineage: Eukaryota; Dinophyceae; Suessiales; Symbiodiniaceae
Source: the annotation of a GenBank genome assembly